Belonocnema kinseyi is the source of this 1708-nucleotide messenger RNA. RefSeq names its product glutathione hydrolase 1 proenzyme-like. Lineage: Eukaryota; Metazoa; Arthropoda; Insecta; Hymenoptera; Cynipidae. Gene Ontology annotation, cellular component: plasma membrane. The transcript is spliced from 10 exons. The coding region runs from base 16 to 1665 and encodes 549 amino acids. Gene Ontology annotation, molecular function: glutathione gamma-glutamate hydrolase. Gene Ontology annotation, biological process: glutathione catabolic process. The record is from RefSeq and is a predicted model, not a curated record.
CCAAGUAAAAAUCGAAUGAACUUAUCAUGGGAAAACAAACAUAUAAGUGUUUCACCUCUUAAAAAGUACAGACAGGCUGCAGUAUCAGCGAUGGGCCAAGAGUGUGCACAAAUCGGCGUAGACAUUUUAACAAAAAAUGGAUCAGUUAUUGAUUCUGCAAUUGCUACACUAUUAUGCGAAGGUGUUGCUUCUUUACACAGUAUGGGUCUAGGUGGAGGUUUUCUGAUGACAAUAUGGAAUGCUUCUACGAACACUGCAUAUUCAUUGGACGCAAGAGAAGUUGCAUCACGUCAUGCUGGUCUUAAUAUGUUUGGGGAAAACUCAAACUUAUCUAUUCAUGGUGGUUUGGCUGUAGGUGUACCAGGAGAACUCUUAGGAUACUGGGAAGCGCACAAAAGAUUCGGAAAAUUAGAUUGGAAGGAACUUUUUCAACCAGCAAUUGCAUUAAGCAAAAAAGGAUCCUAUAUUACCAACUACUUGGAAUCGUGCAUAAAGUCAAAAGAAUAUUACAUAAGAGAGGAACCUACCUUAGCAGAAAUACUCAUCAAUCCAGUCACUAAUGACAUAUNNNAGGCAGGAGAUAGACUAAAAAGACCACAGUUGGCUAAGACACUGGAAAAACUGUCCGCUUCAAAUGGCUCAGGCGUAAAAGAGUUUUAUAAUGGAUCCAUUGCCAGAAAUUUAGUCAGAGAAAUAAAAUCUUUUAAUGGUAUCAUUGAUGAGAAAGAUUUCACCAACUACAAAGCUCUUUGGAAGAAUCCAAUUAAUACGACGUUGGGGAAUAUGAGAAUGUACUCGUCACCUCUUCCUGGAUCUGGUGCUCUUUUAGCAUUUAUAAUGAAUGUAUUGGAAGGAGUUGAUUUUAACAAAGAGGAAAAAACUCUCUAUCAAUAUAUUGUGGAAACAUUCAAAUGGGCGUACGCGAGAAGAACUGAGUUGGGUGACCCUGACUUUGAAUCACAAGUCACAAACAUAGCUAAGAAAAUUAUUUCCAAAGAAUACGCAGAAACUAUCAGAAACACUAUUAAAGAAGAAUGGACAAGCAAUAAUCCAAAAUAUUAUGGAGCAGUAACGGUGAAUCCUGACGAUUCAGGCACGUGUCAUGUAUCUGUUUUAGGUCCUGAUGGUUCCGCAGUUUCUGCUACUUCCUCCAUUAAUCUGGAAUUCGGAGCUAAGUUUCGAUCAAAAUCAACGGGAAUAAUAUUUAAUGACAUAAUGGACGACUUUAGUUCUCCGAAAAUAACAAAUGCUUUUCAAGUUCCACCUUCACCUACUAAUUUUAUAAACCCGGGGAAAAGGCCUUUAAGUUCAAUGGCACCAACUAUUCUGGUAGAUAAAAAACAUCAAGUUCGUCUAGUGGUCGGAGCGAUGGGUGGUACAAAAAUAACUACGGCUGUGGCCCUCACAAUGAUAUUAAACCUUUGGGCAGAAUACGAUAUUAAAGAGGCUGUGGAUGCGUAUAGAAUCCACCAUCAGUUGUUCCCAAUGAAUAUUCAAAUCCAGAAAGACUUCCCUUCUUCAUUAUUGAAUUACUUGCAUUCAUUUGGUCAUAAUACGUCUAUUUAUGAAGGACAUGGUAGUGCAGUUACUGCAAUAGUAAGACAGAAUGGAGUUAUUACAGCCAAUUCCGAUUAUCGUGUUGAAGGUAAAACAGCUGGAUUUUAAAUCAUAGAGAAAGAACCAAUAACUGCACCGAAAAAAAAUGUCC